Vespula vulgaris is the source of this 1879-nucleotide messenger RNA. RefSeq names its product putative gustatory receptor 28b. The transcript is spliced from 7 exons. Lineage: Eukaryota; Metazoa; Arthropoda; Insecta; Hymenoptera; Vespidae. Gene Ontology annotation, biological process: sensory perception of taste. Gene Ontology annotation, cellular component: membrane; neuronal cell body; axon. Bases 421 to 1788 code for a protein of 455 amino acids. The record is from RefSeq and is a predicted model, not a curated record.
UUCUUGUAAUGUCUUGGAAAUAUCUUUUGUAUGUUAAAGCUUUUCAUUUAAUUUGUAUUUUAUAAAAACAAGAUAAUAUAAUAAGAAAUAUAAUAUAAAAAAAUAUCGAAUUUUCCUCAGCAAGAUUAUAAUGCUUUUAUUCAAAUCGUUAUACUGUCUUAGAUAUUAUUACAAAUUAUUCAAGAUAAUAAUACGAAAUAAAAAGAGUUAUCGACUUGAUUAGUUCUACAGCGUUAUACUUGAGUGAUUCAGACGCAUUACCUUAAUAUCCUUUGAAGAGAUCUCAUUACAUUUCGUUCUUGUUUUAUAAAAUAAGAGAAGAAUACAUAUAUAAGAAAUAAAGCUUUUCAAAUUAAUUUAUCUACUAUACAAAUAAACGUGAUUUAAUUUUCGACGAUCAAGAAAGACGAGGAAAUAGCCAUGAGAAAUUUAAUCCAAAGAUUUAGAAAAAAAGAAAAAGAUCGAAGUAUCCUUAAAAUUAACAUAACGAAGUAUGAGGGAUCAAAAAAUAUAAAUGAUGUCUUACGGCCGAUCUAUAUUCUAAGCAUCAUCUUUGGAUUACGUGUUUUUGGAUACCCUCGAAGCCAAUCAAGAACAACACUUAGUUUUCUUUAUUCGAUUUUACUUUACUGUAUACAUAACAUUUCAUGGUAUUAUACUGACAGACAACUUUAUAAUACAAAAGUGUUUGAUUUAAACGGAUUGAUAACUCAUUUUACAUAUAUCAUUAAUCUUAUGGUGAUAUUUAUUAUACCUACACUAGGAUUAUAUCACAGUCAGACGAAGAAAUUAUAUGCAAAAAGGAUAAAUGAGAUCGACAAAACGCUUCAAACGUUAGGCUCAUCGGCAUCUUUGAACAGUAUUUAUAAAAGAACGAUAAUGGAAAUAAUGAUCGCAAUCCUUUAUUUGUUCCUUUUCUGUACGGUAAUAAUUAUAGAUUGGAUUUUAAAAGAUCAAGAGAUUUAUAAAUCGAUCGUAAUGUAUUACGCAAUAUUUCUACAUGUAUACAGUUUCAUGGUCAAAUUUAUAUCGGUCUUUGAAUUCGUUACCAUUAUAAGGUGCCUCAAAUUGGAAUUUCAACGAGCAAACGAACUCCUUAGUGACAUUAACAUUCUACCGAUUUCUUCUAUUGCUUCUGAAUUAAUUGAACAUAAACAAGCUGAUGGUUCCUUUUUAAUUGAACGAUCUCUUCCUGUUGAUUCCAAGAAAUUAUUUACUGCUCUACCGUCAUUACGUCAAGCACAUUCACAAAUGCAAAUUGCAAGUCUCAGAAUAAAUAGAAGCAGAAUGUUGUUACGAACAAUUAGACAAGUUCACCUGGAAUUAUACAAAAUAUCGAAAAGUUUUAGUAAUAUAUACGGCAUACAGAUAUCCCUAGAAAUGGCAAUAUGUAUUUUGCUUAACACAUGUUUGUUAUAUUAUUUGUAUGGAAAGUACCAGGAAAAAAUAAUGGAUAUAACCAAACUGAUUUUUCAAUCUAUUAUAACAUUGUUGUUGUUUUUACAAUAUGCAAUAAAGAUUUUCGUCGUUAAUUACAUCUGUGAUAAAACAACGAAAGAGGCUGAACAUACCAAUGAGAUAAUUCACACAUUUUAUGGACAAACUACGGACUACGAGAUACAAAAAGAGGUAGAAAUAUUUUCUUUGCAAAUGAUGCAACGUCCUAUCGCAUAUUCUGCAUUUGGUUUAUUCAAUUUUAAUUGCAAAUACAUUUGUUCGUGUGUAGGUAUCAUAACAACAUAUAUCGUUAUCAUGAUCCAAGUAAACAAUUCAAGAAGAGAAUCAUAAAUUACUCUGAUAGUUCUUCAUUCUGUUCAUUAUACAAACGAUAAAAAUGUUAUUAUAAAAAUGUACAAAUAAUUUCUUAUAUGAAAUAAAA